AUGAAGAGAAAGACAAAUGUCCCUAAAAAGGCAUUUUUUACCGAGCAAGUCAGUUCAAUCAUUCAAAAUAAAUAUCCAGUGAAAUGUAAAGACCCUGGAUCUCCUACAAUUUCAUGCAAGAUUGGGGAUCAUCUCAUUGAGCGAGCUUUGCUAGAUUUGGGGGCAAGUGUGAACUUAUUGCCAUAUUCAGUAUACUUACAGCUAGGUUUGGGGGAUUUAAAACCAACAACCAUGACACUUCAAUUAGCUGAUAGGUCUGUGAAAAUCCCUAGAGGUAUUGUUGAGGAUGUGCUAAUUAAGGUGGAUGCAUUCUAUUUUCCUGUUGAUUUUGUUGUGUUAGACACUGAACCUACUCUAAAUGCCAGUACACAAAUCCAUGUCAUUUUGGGUCGCCCUUUCUUAGUCACAUCCAAUGCUUUGAUCAAUUGUCGGAGUGGUGUGAUGAAGAUUUCUUUUGGGAAUAUGACUGUUAAGCUUAAUAUUUUUGACAUAAGUAAGCAAGUACUAGACAAUGAGGAUAUAUGUGAGGUUAACAUGAUUGGGAGCCUAGUCCAUGAUACUUUCCUACAAUCAAGUUGUGAGGAUCCCCCAAAUGCUUGCUUAACCCGUUUUGAUUGCAAUUUGGAUACUGAAAAAUCAAUUGAGGAGGUCAAUGCAUUGUUGGAUUUUGUUCCUCUCUUAAGUAUUGAUAGCUGGCAGCCAAAGGUUGUCCGUUUCCCACUUUCUUCAUCCCCAUUCCCAUCUAUUGUAGAACCACUAAAGUUAGAUGACUUUUGGGAACACCAAUUGAUAAGUAUACUUCAAGAGUAUAAGGAAGCUAUAAGUUGGAGAAUUGCUGAUAUUAAGGGUAUUAGUGCUUCUAUGGUUAUGCAAAGAAUUCACUUGGAAGACACUACAAAAGCUUCUCAACAUGUUUUUGACCCAGCUGAUAUUUGA
Messenger RNA from Quercus robur (English oak), 936 nucleotides. RefSeq lists its product as uncharacterized. Lineage: Eukaryota; Viridiplantae; Streptophyta; Magnoliopsida; Fagales; Fagaceae. The record is from RefSeq and is a predicted model, not a curated record. The coding region runs from base 1 to 936 and encodes 311 amino acids. The transcript is spliced from 2 exons.